Juglans microcarpa x Juglans regia is the source of this 1736-nucleotide messenger RNA. Its product is annotated as NEDD8-activating enzyme E1 catalytic subunit. The record is from RefSeq and is a predicted model, not a curated record. Lineage: Eukaryota; Viridiplantae; Streptophyta; Magnoliopsida; Fagales; Juglandaceae. Gene Ontology annotation, molecular function: NEDD8 activating enzyme activity. The transcript has 9 exons. Gene Ontology annotation, cellular component: nucleus; cytoplasm. Bases 166 to 1515 code for a protein of 449 amino acids. Gene Ontology annotation, biological process: protein neddylation.
AAAUCCAAAGCGUAAAAUCCAAGCUACCGCUACUGUAUGACACAACACUGCCCCCCCCCGUCUGUGUAAUAUUUUGGACCUUUGGAGUUUCGGCUUCCUGUCUUUCCCAGCAGAAUCCCAAGUCUCUGAGUGAGAGAGGGCCCAGAGAGAGGAAGAGAUAUAGUGAUGGCGGACACCGAGGCGCAACCAAGCCGAUCGAGGGACCUCGACAAGCUGCUCCUCCGCCCCGGAAAUCUCGUCGGCGCUAACUUCGAUCCCGGCGAAGAAUUAAGAGACGACCUUGCAAAAUCUGCUAAAGUGUUAGUGGUGGGAGCUGGUGGGUUAGGCUGUGAGCUGCUUAAGGACUUGGCUCUCUCGGGUUUCCAAAAUCUCGAGGUCAUAGACAUGGACAGAAUUGAGGUCACCAAUCUCAAUCGCCAAUUCCUCUUCAGAUUUGAAGAUGUUGGUAAGCCAAAAGCUGAGGUUGCUGCAAAGCGUGUCAUGGAAAGAGUCAGUGGCGUAAAUAUCAAGCCACAUUAUGGCCGAAUCGAGGACAAAGAGAUUGACUUUUACAGUGAUUUCAUUAUUAUUGCCCUUGGUCUUGAUUCAAUUGAGGCUCGGAGCUACAUCAAUGCUGUAGCUUGUAGUUUUCUUGAGUAUGAUUCUGAUGAUAACGCUCGAGAAGAAACAAUUAAACCUAUGGUAGAUGGUGGGACUGAAGGUUUCAAGGGCCAUGCUAGGGUUAUUUUGCCAGGGGUCACACCUUGCUUUGAGUGCACCAUCUGGCUUUUCCCCCCUCAAGUAAAAUUUCCCUUAUGCACCCUCGCUGAAACUCCUAGAACUGCUGCUCAUUGUAUUGAAUAUGCCCACUUAAUCAAGUGGGAUGAGGUUCAUAGUGGAAAGGCUUUUGAUCCAGAUGACCCAGAACAUAUGAAGUGGGUCUAUAAUGAGGCUGUCAAGAGAGCUGAGCUUUUUGGUAUCCCAGGGGUCACAUAUUCUCUUACUCAGGGGGUCGUGAAGAAUAUUAUUCCAGCUAUUGCUUCCACCAAUGCAAUUAUUUCAGCUGCUUGUGCACUUGAAACAUUGAAGCUUGCAUCAGGAUGCAGCAAAACUCUAUCAAACUAUUUAACGUAUAAUGGGGCAGAAGGUCUUCAUACUAAAGUAACUGAAUUUGUAAGGGACAAGGACUGUCUUGUAUGUGGUCCAGGUGUUCUUAUUGAGCUAGAAACGUCAAUUACCCUGCAAAAGUUCAUUGGCCUACUCGAAGAGCACCCGAAGCUGCUAUUAUCAAAAGCUAGCGUCACACACCAAGGAAACAAUCUGUAUAUGCAAGCACCUCCCGUACUGGAAGAGAUGACUCGAUCCAACCUAAGUCUACCACUUUUUGACCUAAUGGGUAAAACUACAAAGACGACUCUCCAUGUGACUGGUACAACCAGCAAGAACGACAAGAAAACCUCUGUUCUGAGAAAAUUGCGUGUUGUUUUUAAGGGAGUUGAUGGGGUUACAGACAUGGAUACAGCUGGUGGAGCCUAAUUUUCACUUGAAAAUUUAGGGCAGGAAAGGUUAAUUGGUGAGGCCUAGGGUUAGUUCGAUUUGAUUGUGUAAAAUUUUUCCAUAGAUGACUGUUCUAAAGAAUAUUUGAAUUCAGUGAAUUCCUUACCAAGAGUAGUUUACAUAGUUCUUAAUCUUCAGGCAUGACUUGCUCGGAUUAGAUUGGUGAUGAUUCCCAUGAUGUUCAUUUGAAUUUUGUCUCA